Drosophila subobscura is the source of this 1845-nucleotide messenger RNA. Its product is annotated as beta-1,3-galactosyltransferase brn. Gene Ontology annotation, cellular component: membrane. Gene Ontology annotation, molecular function: hexosyltransferase activity. Lineage: Eukaryota; Metazoa; Arthropoda; Insecta; Diptera; Drosophilidae. The coding region runs from base 240 to 1415 and encodes 391 amino acids. The record is from RefSeq and is a predicted model, not a curated record. The transcript is spliced from 2 exons.
CUUUUAGGCGUUAGUGCAUUUCUCUGCGUUUUGUCACAGUUCCGUCGCUGCCCAAUUAUAAAAACCAAGAAAACAAUUAUUAUUGGCUGUUUUCGUUGAUAUAAAUUGACUUUACAUCCACAUGCCACACUCGCACACGUGACCAUACACACACCAAAUAACAAACACAAACACCCACGCCCACACUCAAACAAAAACACAAACACAGGGUACGGGGAACAACAAGAGAAUGUCAGAAGAUGCGCAUGCGCGGCCGCAGAUUGCUUCCAAUUGUUUUGUCGCUGCUCAUCAUCGUUCUGCUGUGCAUCAGCUACAUUUCAAAUCACCUGCGCGACUCCGCCUCAUCCUCCGUGCCCCCCGACAGCGAUGAGUUCCUGCUCCAGCUGCCCGCCGAAACAACCUCGGCGCCCAGGCUGCGUCCUCCGGCCGGACCUCUGUUAAACCUCACCGACUUCGACUAUUUGCUGGCUAGCGAUGUGUGUCGCCGCGCGGACAAGGAGCUUCUGGCUGUGCUCAUUGUCACCUCGUAUGCGGGCCACGACUCGCUGCGCGCCGCCCACCGCCAGGCCAUAACACAGAGCAAGCUGGCCGAGAUGGGGCUGCAGCGGGUGUUCCUGCUGGCCGCCCUGCCGCCCAGAGAGCGCUUCCUCACCCAGGCGCAGGUGAUCAACGAGCAGGCCCGCUUUGGGGACCUGCUGCAGGGGAACUUCAUUGAGGACUACCGCAAUCUGAGCUACAAGCAUGUGAUGGGGCUGCGCUGGGCGGCUGGCGAGUGCAAGGGACGCACCAAGUUUAUCAUCAAGCUGGACGACGACAUCAUCUACGAUGUCUUUCACUUGCGCCGCUACUUGGAGUCUCUGGAGGUAGGGCAGCCCACGCUGGCCACCUCGAGCACGCUGCUGGCCGGCUAUGUGCUGGACGCAAAGCCGCCCAUCCGCCUGCAGGCCAACAAGUGGUACGUGACGCAGCAGGAGUACCAGCAGCCCCUCUACCCGGACUACCUCUCCGGCUGGCUGUACAUCACCAACGUGGCGACUGCCAGCCGACUCGUGGAGGAAGCGGAGCGGGUGCCCAUCUUCUGGAUCGACGAUACGUGGGUGACGGGCGUGCUGCGUGCCCGUUUGGGCAUUCCACUCGAGCGCCACAACGACUGGUACUCGGCCAAUUCGGAGUUUCUCGACUGCUGUGUGCGUGACCUCAAGCAGCACAGCUUCGAGUGCGAGUACUCCGUGGGGCCCAACGGGGGACAAGCUAAGCUGCUCGUCGAGUUCCUGCAUCACGUGGAGAAGUGCUACUUCGACGAGUGCACCAAGAGACCGGUGGGCAAGUCCCUCAAGGAUACCUGCGUGGCGGCGGCCAAGGUCCACGUCCCCGAACACGGCCUACCCCAAGUGAAGCCUCUCAAGCUGAGAUGACCUCCGUCCAAAGCACUGGCCACUGCUGGUUGCGCUGACCAAUUGUAUCCAAUUCCAAUUGUAUCGAAUGGUGUCCCUGGUGUCCGGGAUAUCCUCACACAGCACUCGAUGUAGUUUUUUACUUAAGUUAAGGAUCGCAAUAUCAUCCACGUACCUCCACGUCUCUUAGUUUAGUUAGGAUUUUUCUGAGCGCAAAGUCUAGCUCAGCAGCCAGCGAAUCGGUUUAUCCACAUCUCUGGCGAGUGAGUUGGAGAGGCAGCCUAUCCAAGCACCAUCCAUUCCAUAGUGGAUUUCGGAGCAUCCACUAUCCUAAUAUUAAUGACGUACAAACCCACUUAAUAUGCUUAUGUACUGUCCGUCCCCUAACCGUAGACUUUAAAUCCUUGCAAAACCGAUCAAAUCAUGAUAAUAAAUAUGAAUGAAUAGGGAA